Haemorhous mexicanus (house finch) is the source of this 1214-nucleotide messenger RNA. RefSeq names its product peroxiredoxin like 2C (gene PRXL2C). NCBI's taxonomy places the organism in Eukaryota, Metazoa, Chordata, Aves, Passeriformes, Fringillidae. The transcript has 6 exons. The record is from RefSeq and is a predicted model, not a curated record. Bases 1 to 672 code for a protein of 223 amino acids.
AUGGCCGGGCCGCCGGCGCCGCCGGUCACGCAGCAGGUCGGGCGGGCGCGGGGCUGCGGGCGGCGGCCGGAGCAGGAGCCGCUGCGGGAGGCAGCCCGCUGCCUGGUGCUGGACGCGGACGGGAGCAGCGUCCCCUUCCAGGCCCUGUACGCGGAGCAGAAAGCGAUCGUGCUAUUCGUGCGGAACUUUUUGUGUUACACCUGUAAGGAGUACAUAGAAGAUCUGGCAAAAGUCCCCAAGGCAUUUUUACAAGAAUCGAAUGUGAGGCUUAUAGUUAUUGGACAGUCAUCAUAUCAUCACAUCAAGCCCUUUUGCAGUUUAACUGGGUAUACACAUGAAAUGUAUGUAGAUCCACAAAGGGAAAUUUAUAAAAUACUUGGGAUGAAAAGAGGCGAAGGUAAUAAAGCAUCAGUUCGGAGCCCUCAUGUGAAAUCAAACACUCUUCUGGGAAGUAUUAGGAGUAUAUGGAGAGCAAUGACUGGCCCAGCUUUUGAUUUUCAAGGAGACCCUGCUCAGCAGGGAGGAGCUUUGAUUAUAGGCCCAGGCAACGAAGUUCAUUUUUUGCACCUUGAUAAAAACAGGCUGGAUCAUGUUCCCAUUAAUACAGUCUUGCAGCUGGCAGGAGUUAAAACAGUGAAUUUCUCAAACAAGCCCGAGAUUAUUGACAUAUGACACUGAAGUAAUGCAUACUUCUUUUAAAAUUUGUGCUCUACAAGAAUGGUUCUCCAGUGAAUUAUAACAAGCAUUGGUUAUGUUGCUUCUUUGUGGGACAUCUGAAACCUUAUGUAGAAAAUCAGAGGAUGGAAUAAACUACCUGACACUACAGAUGGAUAUGAAAGUGCUAUUUCCGUUGAGUACAAGAUAAUAAAAACUAAAACAAACCGAGACUGCAAAACAUCCUGGAGCUUAUUAUUGUCUCACCAGACGAACUUGCUAAUGUUUUUUUAAACAUCGUUGUCCAAGGUGCACUAAAGUAAGAAAUCAGAUUUUGCUCAGGAAGAACUUUGGAUUCUUGCCUUCAGCAGAUCCGCACUGGUUUUCAAUCCAAGACUUUUCACCACUGUUUUAAAGCUUCCAGCACUGUAUGAUAAUUUUGUAUUGAAAUACACCUUGAAAAGUCACAGUUUUGAACACCUGGACUUCAUUUGCAUCUGGCAGUGGCAGAAGUUAUGAAACACAUUUCACAAACUCAAAUAAAUAUUUUAAAUACAUCA